Panicum hallii is the source of this 1918-nucleotide messenger RNA. Its product is annotated as UDP-glucuronic acid decarboxylase 2-like. NCBI's taxonomy places the organism in Eukaryota, Viridiplantae, Streptophyta, Magnoliopsida, Poales, Poaceae. Gene Ontology annotation, biological process: D-xylose metabolic process. The record is from RefSeq and is a predicted model, not a curated record. The transcript has 5 exons. The coding region runs from base 93 to 1466 and encodes 457 amino acids. Gene Ontology annotation, molecular function: NAD+ binding; UDP-glucuronate decarboxylase activity. Gene Ontology annotation, cellular component: cytoplasm.
GCAAAGCGAGCCGCGCGCCUCGGUCGCCACCGCAUCGGAUCGGGGGGAGCAGAGCAUCCGCCACAGAGAGGAGAGGAGGGGGAGCCGCGGCCAUGAUGAUGUCGUCGUCCAUGGCCGGCGCGGGCUCCUCGGAGCUGAUCUACCGCGGCCACGACGCGCAGGAGGCGGUGGCGGAGGAAGCAGCAGGCGCCGGGUACUCGUCGGCCAAGCCGCCGCCGCACGGCAGGGGGGCGCCGCUGCCGUGGCUGGCGCGGCCGCUCCGGUACGUGAUGGGCGAGCAGCGCCUGGUGUUCGCGCUCCUCGGCAUGGCGCUCGCCUCGCUCGUCUUCCUCCUCGCGCCCUCCGCCAGCUCCACCACGGGCGGCGGCAGCACCAGCAGCAGCGUGGCGCACCUCGCGGCGGCGGGCCUGGCGGCGCGGCAGUACAGCAGCGGCAGGUCCGGCGCCGCGGUGUCGUCGUCGCGCGUCGCCGUCCGCCCCGGGCGCGUGCCGCUGGGCCUGAAGCGCAAGGGCCUGCGCGUGGUGGUCACCGGCGGCGCCGGGUUCGUGGGCAGCCACCUGGUGGACCGCCUCCUGGCGCGCGGCGACAGCGUGAUCGUGGUGGACAACCUGUUCACGGGGCGCAAGGAGAACGUGCUCCACCACGCCGGGAACCCCAACUUCGAGAUGAUCCGGCACGACGUGGUGGAGCCGAUCCUGCUGGAGGUGGACCAGAUCUACCACCUGGCGUGCCCGGCGUCGCCCGUGCACUACAAGCACAACCCCGUGAAGACGAUCAAGACCAACGUGGUGGGCACGCUCAACAUGCUGGGGCUCGCCAAGCGCGUCGGCGCCCGGUUCCUCCUCACCAGCACCAGCGAGGUCUACGGCGACCCGCUGCAGCACCCGCAGGUCGAGACAUACUGGGGAAACGUCAACCCAAUCGGUGUGCGGAGCUGCUACGACGAGGGGAAGCGGACGGCGGAGACGCUCACCAUGGACUACCACCGCGGCGCCAACCUCGAGGUUCGGAUCGCUCGGAUCUUCAACACCUACGGGCCGCGCAUGUGCAUCGACGACGGCCGCGUCGUCAGCAACUUCGUCGCUCAGGCGCUGAGGAAGGAGCCCCUGACGGUGUACGGCGACGGCAAGCAGACGAGGAGCUUCCAGUACGUCUCCGAUCUGGUUGAGGGCCUGAUGAAGCUGAUGGAGGGCGAGCACGUGGGCCCCUUCAACCUGGGGAACCCCGGCGAGUUCACCAUGCUGGAGCUGGCCAAGGUGGUGCAGGACACCAUCGACCCCAACGCGCGCAUCGAGUUCCGCCCCAACACCGCCGACGACCCGCACAAGCGCAAGCCCGACAUCAGCCGCGCCAAGGAGCUGCUCGGCUGGGAGCCCAAGAUCUCGCUCAAGAAGGGCCUGCCGCUCAUGGUCCAGGACUUCCGCAACCGCAUCUUCGGUGACCAGAAGGACGCCGGCGACAACUGAUGAUGAUCGAGCUAGCUGCUGCAUUGUUCGUGUUUCGUUUCAGUCGUACGUAUAGCUAGAGGAAUGAUGAUCAAGUUGAUGAAGGCCGGGACAGAUACUGGGAAUCCGAUCCGUGACCGGAAUUGAAGCAACCAAGGAUCGAUGAUGAUCGAUCGAUACGUGUGUGUAGGAUAUAUAGUUAACUAGGAUCUGCUGCAUAAGCAUCAUACAGAUCGAGGAUACAUGUAGCUGCUGGUACGUGCUGCUGCUGCUGCUGCUAGAACCCAUGAUGAGCCAUUGCCAGCACCAGGAGGUCGAGGCCCGGCCUCCUCGCGACGACUAUGCCGCCGACCUUCAUGUUCUUUAAUUUUUAGUCACUUUUGUUAGUAGCCGCGAGUUGAUUCUUUCUUGGUUUUUCAUGUGUUUUUUUCUUGUUUCUUGGAAGAAAUGUAUCUUGUGAUCUUCUUAGCCCU